UCAGCCCCGCAAACCCCACUGCCGAGGACCCAGUAAGCGCCAGGCAUUUUGCAUACAAAUUGAUAUUCUGUUGUACAAAUCUAGAAGCGUGGGAAGGUUUAACGUGUCCUCGGCUCCCAGACCAAGCCUUUAUCACUUUAGGUUUGCCAAGAUUCCAAGAACACAUGCCAGCAUUUCUUCUCCAGCUCCGUUCCUCCGGGGCUCCGGGAAAGGAGCCGCAGGCUGGGACCCAGCCUCCCCUGCAGGACCGGGCUCUUCCGGCCCUGUGGGCGGGGUUUGGGUGUGGGCGUGGCCCAGAUGCCGGCGCCUUCUCAGAGCCCUCCGGGAUGUGGGCGGGUCCACGGCCGGAAGUGCCCGCGUGGGCGGGGACGAACCGGACUUAGAAUCCCUGACGCUGUGUCCCGGGCCGGAGGGAAGUGGGUGCUGCGCUCGGGAACUCCUUAGCCGCCGCGAACUCGCGCCGCCGCCCUCGACGAUGGUGCUCCGCCUGCAUCGUCUGCUGCUGCUGCUGCGCGCUCGACCCUGCGGCCCUGCGCCGUUCCCUGGAGCCCCGGGUCGGCCCUUGAGCUCCGGGCCCGGGGAGUACCUGCAGCACAGCAUCGUGCCCACCAUGCACUACCAGGACAGCCUGCCCAGGCUGCCUAUCCCCAAACUUGAAAAUACCAUGAGGAGAUACCUCAGUGCACAGAAGCCUCUCUUGGAUGACAGCCAGUUCAGGAAAACAGAGCAGUUCUGUAAGAGUUUUGAAAAUGGCACUGGAAAGGAACUGCACGAGCAGCUCGUUGCUCAGGACAAGCAGAAUAAGCACACCAGCUACAUUUCAGGCCCCUGGUUUGAUAUGUACUUAACUGCUCGAGACUCUGUUGUUUUAAACUUUAAUCCAUUUAUGGCAUUCAAUCCUGACCCAAAAUCUGAGUAUAACGACCAGCUCACCCGGGCGACCAACAUGACUGUUUCUGCUGUCCGGUUUCUGAAGACACUUCGAGCUGGCCUUCUGGAGCCAGAAGUGUUCCACUUGAACCCUGACAAAAGUGACACCAAUGCCUUUAAGAGACUCAUACGCUUUGUGCCUUCCUCCCUGUCCUGGUAUGGAGCCUACCUGGUCAGUGCAUAUCCCCUGGACAUGUCCCAGUAUUUUCGGCUUUUCAAUUCAACUCGUUUACCCAAACCGAGUCGGGAUGAACUCUUUACUGAUGCCAAAGCCAGACACCUACUGGUCCUAAGAAAAGGACAUUUCUAUGUUUUUGAUGUCCUGGAUAAAGAUGGGAACAUUGUGAGCCCCUUGGAAAUCCAGGCACAUCUGAAGUACAUUCUUGAAGACAGCAGCCCCCUGCCCGAGUUCCCCCUGGCAUACCUGACCAGUGAGAACCGAGAUGUCUGGGCAGAGCUCAGGCAGAAGCUUGUGCAUGGUGGCAACGAGGAGACCCUGAGGAAAGUGGACUCUGCUGUCUUCUGCCUCUGCCUAGAUGACCUGCCCAUGAAGGAUCUUGUCCACUUGUCCCACACCAUGCUACAUGGUGAUGGCACAAACCGCUGGUUUGACAAGUCCUUUAACCUCAUUCUAGCCAAGGAUGGCACAGCCGCAGUCCACUUUGAGCAUGCGUGGGGGGAUGGCGUUGCAGUGCUUAGGUUUUUCAAUGAAGUGUUCAAAGACAGCACUCAGACCCCUGCCAUUACUCCCCAGAGCCGGCCAGCCACCACUGACUCCUCUGCUGCUGUGCAGAAGCUCAACUUCAAACUGAACGAUGCCUUAAAGGCUGGCAUUGCCACUGCUAAGGAAAAGUUUGAUGCUACCAUGAAAACCCUCACCAUUGACUACAUCCAGUUCCUGAGAGGUGGGAAAGAAUUCCUAAAGAAGCAGAAGCUGAGCCCUGACGCCGUGGCCCAGCUGGCCUUCCAGAUGGCCUUCCUGCGGCAGUAUGGGCAGACAGUGGCUACCUACGAGUCCUGCAGCACUGCGGCCUUCAAGCAUGGCCGCACUGAGACCGUCCGCCCAGCCUCCAUCUUCACAAAGAGGUGCUCAGAGGCAUUCGUCAGGGAGCCCUCCAAGCACAGUGUGGGCGAGCUUCAGCACAUGAUGGCUGAGUGUUCCAAGUACCACGGCCAACUGACCAAAGAAGCAGCAAUGGGCCAGGGCUUUGACCGCCACUUGUUUGCUCUACGCUACCUGGCAGCAGCCAAUGGGAUCACCCUGCCCGAGCUCUACCUGGACCCUGCGUAUGGGCAGAUAAACCACAACAUCCUGUCCACGAGCACUCUGAACAGCCCAGCAGUGAACCUUGGUGGCUUUGCCCCCGUGGUCCCAGAUGGCUUUGGCAUUGCCUAUGUUGUUCAUGACAGCUGGAUUGGCUGCAACGUCUCCUCCUACUCAGGACGCAAUACCCGGGAGUUUCUCCAGUGUGUCCAGAAGAGCUUAGAAGACAUGUUUGAUGCCUUAGAAGGCAAAACCAUCAAAACUUAACUUCUGGGUGGGCUAAAAGCCUCCAUUGCUUCCUCACCAUGAAGGUGGAGGACCAUGUAACCAACAGGUGCCAAGCCUAAAAAACUAGUUAUGAGGUGCCUGGACAGUCAGUACUGCAGACUCGAGCUGGAAGGUCACAGUUUUAAAGCUAAUUAUGUCCUUUCCUAGUGGGACUGGAUCACAGCUGAAGAUGAGAUUGCAGUUUUAAAGCCCUUUGUUCAGGAGAUAGGGGUUGGAAAACUCAGGUGUAUUUAUUAUUUAAACAGAAAUAAAAUUUAAUUGUUGCUUGGA
Messenger RNA from Nannospalax galili (Upper Galilee mountains blind mole rat), 2752 nucleotides. It is a transcript of the gene Cpt2, whose product is annotated as carnitine palmitoyltransferase 2. Gene Ontology annotation, biological process: fatty acid beta-oxidation. The transcript has 5 exons. Bases 476 to 2461 code for a protein of 661 amino acids. The record is from RefSeq and is a predicted model, not a curated record. Gene Ontology annotation, cellular component: mitochondrion. Lineage: Eukaryota; Metazoa; Chordata; Mammalia; Rodentia; Spalacidae. Gene Ontology annotation, molecular function: carnitine O-palmitoyltransferase activity.